Molecule: messenger RNA, 1272 nt
Organism: Saccharomycodes ludwigii
Lineage: Eukaryota; Fungi; Ascomycota; Saccharomycetes; Saccharomycodales; Saccharomycodaceae
Exons: 1
Coding region: 1-1272 (423 amino acids)
Molecular function (GO): S-adenosylmethionine-dependent methyltransferase activity
Source: RefSeq, a predicted model, not a curated record
AUGUUAAGAACCUAUGAUCCAUUUAAACAAUGGCUUUUAAAAAAAAUAGAGAGAAUAAUCGCUAAAAGUGGCAUAACUGGCAGUAGCGUAGUUGAUACGUUGUAUUAUAACUGCCAAGAUACUCCACUAUCACAUGAUUUACAAUUAUGUAAUGGCAAACAAAAUGAAUACUAUGCAACCUCCGCAUCUUCAGCUUCUUUGGCUAAUAUUUAUAAUGGAUUAUGUCAUUUGCAUGACUAUAAAGGUAAUUGUCUAAGAAAUAUAGACACUGUUAUGUUACAAAGAUAUGCUAUGUUGACCAAGAAAAAUCAACGAGAUUUAAAGAAAAUUGGAUAUUUAGAUAAUAUCGAUAAGGUUAAAAAUGGUGUAAUUAAUGUUAAUUGUAAAACCGUCGAGAAAAUCUCUGCCACCAUUUUAAAUAGCUUGGAUAAAACUAAUGAUAGUACUGGUAUAUUAUCGGAUUUAAAAGCAGUUUUUGAAAAAAAGACGUACAAAACUUUUGAAAGUUGUCCAAAUUAUAGAAUUACCGAAGCCUUGAGUCAUAUUAUCCGUGAUUGGCACACUUCUUUUGAUAAGGAACGUGAGCCUUUACUAUCAUAUAUUGAAGAUCAGUUAAAGAAAAUUGAUACUUCGAAUAAUAAGAGAACAUUGAUUAUUAUGCCUGGAAGUGGUUUAGGUAGGAUUCCUUAUGAAAUCAGUUUGAAAUAUUCAAAUAUUGAUAUACAUUCCAUUGAAUUUUCUAAUUUAGCUUAUAUGUGCAAUGAAUUCAUUUAUCUUUAUGAAGAUAAAAUUCAAUUGUCUCCUUAUCUCACAUACUUCUCCAAUCAUGUUAGUUUGAAUGAUCAAUUGUCCACGUUUGACAUUAAUCUCUCUGGUUAUGUCAAGCCAGCUAAUUUGAAAAUUCAUUUAGGCGAUUUCAACAAAUUUACCAUUCCUAAUGAAAAUGCAGCUCAAUAUGAUAACAUCGUUGUAAUCACAGUAUUCUUUAUCGACACUGCAAGCAAUAUAAUAGACUAUAUAGAUACUAUUGAAAGUUUUAAAAGAAAUUGUUUGAAUAAAGUUCACUGGAUUAAUGUGGGGCCACUAAAAUAUGGCACGAAACCAAUGGUUCAAUUGGAUAGUAAAAGUUUCGAUAAAUUGAGAAAAAUAAGAAAUUGGAAAGAUCUAGAUUCCCAAAUAGACCAUACUAAUGUUGGAUAUAUGACCGAUGAAAAGUCUUUGUACAAAGGUUAUUAUAGUUUAUAUAAAUUCCAUAGUAGUAUACAAUCGUAG